AUGGCGGAGCGCAUCCUCAUGAAUGAAUUCAAGGCCCUUCUCAAAGAGAAGUGGGUUCAUGUCCAAUUGCACAAUGACGACAUUUUCAACUGGGAUGUCGCCCUGAUCGUGAUUAACCCAGACUCCAUGUACUACGGCGGCUACUUCAAAGCCUCUAUGACGUUCCCCUCCAACUACCCUUACUCCCCACCAAAGUUCCGCUUCCUGAAGCCCCUCCACCACCCGAACAUCUACACCAACGGGAACCUUUGCAUCUCCAUCCUUCACGCGCCCGGCGAAGAUGAGAUGUCCGGCGAGCUUGCCUCGGAGCGUUGGUCCCCUGCCCAGCGCGUGGAGUCGGUCCUGAUCUCCAUCCUCUCUCUUCUUGACGAUGCCGAGCCUUCCUCCCCUGCGAACGUCGACGCUGCCGUCAUGUUCCGCAAGGACCCAGAAUUCUACCGCGAGCUUGCCAAGGCCGAUGUUGAGCAGUCUAAGUUCGACAUUCCCGAUGGCUUCGAGAUGCCCACACACGAUACUCCCGUUCGUGAGCCCGUUGAGAAGGAAGACCAUGACUUCUGGGCUGAUAGCGAUGCCGACAGCGAUGUGUUCGGAGGUAGUGACUCCGACGACGAACUCGACAUGGGCCAGUCCAGCGGGAGUGAUCUAGAGGUGGACGAGGAUGAACCGGGCAACGAGAAUUCCACAGAGACCAAGAAGGCCUAA
Molecule: messenger RNA, 702 nt
Organism: Penicillium robsamsonii
Lineage: Eukaryota; Fungi; Ascomycota; Eurotiomycetes; Eurotiales; Aspergillaceae
Exons: 3
Coding region: 1-702 (233 amino acids)
Biological process (GO): proteasome-mediated ubiquitin-dependent protein catabolic process; protein polyubiquitination
Molecular function (GO): ubiquitin conjugating enzyme activity
Source: RefSeq, a predicted model, not a curated record